UCCGCCCCCCCUCUUCUCUCUCUAGACAAAGCAGUAGAGAGCUUAAUCCGGCUCUCAGUAGAUUCCCUACCCCAAAAGAAAAGCUCACGACAUUCAUUUUCCUUUCUUUUUCCAUCCCAUAUUUGUAUACAGAACUUUGGGUACCCAAAAUUUCGUCAACCAUACAGUAAAGCAGAGCAUAGCUGGCGACAAUGGAAGGAGCUGUAGGCGGAGGAGGACAGUACAAUCCUCGUACGGUCGAGGAAGUCUUCAAAGAUUUCAAGGGCCGGCGAGCCGGGUUGAUUAAAGCUCUCACUAGAGAUGUGAAUGAAUUUUAUCAGCAGUGUGACCCAGAGAAGGAGAACUUGUGUUUGUACGGGUUUCCGAGCGAGCAGUGGGAGGUAAACUUGCCGGCGGAGGAAGUUCCGCCGGAGCUUCCAGAACCUGCCCUAGGGAUUAACUUUGCCAGGGAUGGGAUGCAGGAAAAGGAUUGGCUGUCUUUAGUUGCUGUCCACAGUGACGCCUGGUUGCUUGCCGUCUCCUUUUAUUUUGGUGCCAGAUUUGGAUUUGAUAAAGCUGAUAGGAAAAGACUUUUCAACAUGAUUAAUGACUUGCCAACUGUGUUUGAAGUUGUGACUGGUGCUGCUAAGAAACAGCUCAAGGAAAAAUCUUCUGUCUCCAAUCUCAGCAGCAACAAGUCAAAGUCAAAUUCAAAUUCUAAACCGGGGCAGCGGCCACCAGAAAUAACUCAGGAAAGGUACAUGAAACCGCUUCCCAAAGAUGAAGAUGAAGGAUUGGACGAGGAAGACGAAGAAGAUGAUGAUGAUGAGGAGCACGGAGAGACGCUGUGUGGAGCUUGUGGAGAGAACUAUGCAUCCGAUGAGUUUUGGAUAUGCUGUGACAUAUGUGAGAAGUGGUUCCACGGUAAGUGUGUGAAGAUCACCCCUGCCCGAGCCGAGCACAUCAAGCAAUACAAGUGCCCAUCUUGCAGCAACAAAAGAGCCCGACCUUGACUUUUUUCUUUGUUUAUCAGUUAUGGAGUUUUAGCUUAAUUGUGGAGUCUCACGUGUUGUCAGUAUAGUGAGAGGGUGACCUUUCUAGUUUAGAAGUAGUUUGUUGUCAAUUUGGAACAUUCUUUAGGAUUUAUUAGUCUCAAUUUUACUGCUAAUUUAAGAAUAUUGUGACAAAAGAUUGUUCCUUAAGGAUGAAAUUAUGUGUGACCUCUUAAAGAUGAUUUCACUGGCAUUUCCAAGCAAUUGACUUUUUAUCUCUAC
Cuscuta epithymum is the source of this 1253-nucleotide messenger RNA. NCBI's taxonomy places the organism in Eukaryota, Viridiplantae, Streptophyta, Magnoliopsida, Solanales, Convolvulaceae. The record is from the annotation of a GenBank genome assembly.